Messenger RNA from Coregonus clupeaformis (lake whitefish), 1289 nucleotides. RefSeq names its product putative ferric-chelate reductase 1. The coding region runs from base 83 to 904 and encodes 273 amino acids. The transcript is spliced from 7 exons. Lineage: Eukaryota; Metazoa; Chordata; Actinopteri; Salmoniformes; Salmonidae. The record is from RefSeq and is a predicted model, not a curated record. Gene Ontology annotation, molecular function: oxidoreductase activity, acting on metal ions.
GUGGAAUAUCACGUCCUAGAAACAGUUCAAUUUUAUACUCGUCUAUCUCAAGUGAAAUCAACCAGACCUGCUAUACAGAGAAAUGGUGGGUUUUCUCUAUGUUCUCCUCUCUCUGACUGCUUUACAAGUGGAGUGUUUCAGUGGGGGAGGAUCUUCCAUUGCUACUCAGUGUGGCUCAAUGCUACCUGGUAGUAUUCAUGGCAACACAGGGCAGAGCUCUCCCUCACCAUACACUGUCACUGUCAGCCAGACCACCUACCAGCCAGGAGACACCAUCCAAGUGACUCUGUCAGGAACCAUCCCUUUUAGUGGGUUUCUUCUGGAGGCCCAUGAGGAAGGACAGAACACCGCUGUGGGAACGUUCUCUCUCGGCAGUGGGUCUGGGAUCGUUCUUGUGCCGUGUAAUGGGAUUGCAGCCUCUGGGGUGAGUCAAAGCAACAAUCAGCCUAAAUCAUCAGUAUUAGUCACCUGGACAGCACCAGCCUCAGCCUCCUUGGGAAACAUCCUAGUCAAGACAACAUUUAUGCAGACCUCCAGUGUAUUUUGGAUUGAAGUGCCUAGCAUGACAGUAAACCGACUGUCCUCAGUGGUCAACACUACAAGGGCUCCUACUAAAACAACCAACGCCUCUAAUCUGACAACAACUACACAACCAAUCACUGAACUAACGACAACUACACAACCAAUCACUGAACUACCAACAACUACACAACCAAUCACUGAACUACCAACAACUACGCAACCAAUCAAUAGUGGACCUGGAUAUAAGUUUGUACUGAGGGUGAAAUUAACCUCGACAACAAAUCUAACCGAAUCUGAGAUCUUGAAGCAGCUCCGUGAGGAACUGAUCAGACGAGGGCUGCCAGGGGACUUUACACUGCGAUUGAGAACUGUUCAGAGCUAGGUGUCAGGGGGAAGAGGAUGAGGACACUGGAGAGAAAACCCAGACAGGACAGAAUGCAAACCUGAUCACAGAGAUAGUUUACACACAUGCUUUACAACAGAUUAUCUUGCAGAUUACACUCUUACCACAUGAUCUACUGUAACUAUAAGGAAUUAAAUAUCUACUUUUAGUUGUUUGAAUUUGCAUUAACCAUAAUACAUGUUCUGUACCUUUGAAGUAAAAUCAUAUAGGUUUAUGACUAUAUUUUAACAAGAAUUGUAUGUUUAUUAUGGAUAGGAAUUUGGUUUUGACAAAUCAUGGAAACUUAUGUUGCAUCUUGUGGUCCUCUGUAGCUCAGCUGGUAGAGCACGGCGCUUGUAACGCCAAGGUAGUGGGUUCGAUCACC